AUGAACUAUCAUUUGGUCAUGGAUGAUCGCUCCGUGCGAUCAAUUUUGGCUAGUGCAGAACCGGGCCAACUUGGCAUGGUUGGCUACGUGAAUGUGCUAGACGCGGAAUAUGAAUAUGAACCCGAGGACCCGGACGACAACACUUCUGAAUAUUACCAUUGGUCUGUGAGACUUAAUUUUGAUCACUUACUUCGCUUUGUUCUUUCUUUCCAGGAUGUCGGUGAACAGGCUUGGGGGAGUUGCAGCAUCGAAAGCCCCGACGACGUUCUCUACACGGAUGGUCAUGGAUUCGCGGUGAGGGACAAGACGGUAUUUCUCUGUCCGUUAGACGAUGGGGUGCACGGUUUAUUCGAGAACAACAUUGCCGAGUUUCAAUAUCUUGAGAGUCUUGAAUGA
Molecule: messenger RNA, 396 nt
Organism: Penicillium cinerascens
Lineage: Eukaryota; Fungi; Ascomycota; Eurotiomycetes; Eurotiales; Aspergillaceae
Exons: 1
Coding region: 1-396 (131 amino acids)
Source: RefSeq, a predicted model, not a curated record